Molecule: messenger RNA, 1980 nt
Organism: Rattus norvegicus (Norway rat)
Lineage: Eukaryota; Metazoa; Chordata; Mammalia; Rodentia; Muridae
Gene: Oasl
Product: 2'-5'-oligoadenylate synthetase-like
Biological process (GO): interleukin-27-mediated signaling pathway
Cellular component (GO): cytoplasm; nucleolus
Molecular function (GO): double-stranded RNA binding; nucleotidyltransferase activity
Source: RefSeq, marked provisional
GCGCAGACAUGGCAGUAGCCCAGGAGCUUUACAGCUUCCCAGCCUCCAAGCUGGACUCCUUUGUGGCUCAGUGGCUGCAGCCAACCAGAGAAUGGAAGGAGGAGGUCCUGGAGACGGUGCAGACAGUGGAGCAGUUCCUGAGGCAGGAGAACUUCCGUGGAGAACGUGGCCCGGCCCAGGAUGUACGAGUGCUCAAGGUACUCAAGGUAGGCUGCUUUGGGAAUGGCACAGUACUCAGGAGUACCACAGACGUGGAGCUGGUGGUGUUCCUGAGCUGUUUCCACAGCUUCCAGGAAGAGGCCAAACACCACCAGGCUGUUCUGAGACUGAUACAGAAAAGGAUGUCUUACUGCCGGGACCUGCUGGAUCUCGGGCUCAGUAACCUGAGUGUGAUUGAAGAAGUGCCCAGUAGUCUCAUCUUCACUAUCCAGACCAGGGAGACCUGGGAGCCCAUCACUGUCACCAUCGUGCCCGCCUUCAGAGCCCUGGGACCUUCCUGUCCCAACUCCGCCGAGGUCUAUGUGAAUCUGAUCAAGGCUAACGGCUACCCCGGAAAUUUCUCUCCUUCCUUCAGCGAGCUACAGAGGAGCUUCGUGAAGCAUAGGCCGACUAAGCUGAAGAGCCUCCUACGGUUGGUCAAACACUGGUACCAGCAGUACGUGAGAGACAAGUGCCCCCGGGCCAACCUGCCCCCCCUCUAUGCCCUGGAGCUGCUAACUGUCUACGCGUGGGAAGCAGGUACGCAGGAGGAUUCGAACUUCAGGCUGGAUGAAGGUCUCGCCACUGUCAUGGAGUUGCUCCAGGAUCAUGAACUCCUGUGCAUCUACUGGACCAAGUACUACACCCUGCAACACCCAGUCAUUGAGCGCUUCGUCAGGAGACAGCUCAAAGGAGAAAGGCCCAUUAUCCUGGACCCAGCAGACCCCACCCACAACGUGGCGCAAGGCUACAGGUGGGAUAUAGUUGCUCAGCGCGCCAGCCAGUGUCUGAAACAGGACUGUUGCUAUGACGACAGGGACGCCCCCGUCCCCAGCUGGACUGUGAAGAGAGCACCAGAUAUCCAGGUGACCGUGCAGCAGUGGGGUCACCCGGAUUUAAUCCUCUGGGUGAACCCUUAUGAACCCAUAAAGAAGCUGAAAGAGAAAAUCCGACUGAGCCGGGGCUACUCCGGCCUGCAGCGCCUGUCCUUUCAGGAGCCCGGCGGCCAACGGCAGCUCAUCAGAAGCCAAUGCUCGCUUGCCUACUACGGAAUCUUCUGCGACACUCAGAUCUGCCUGCUGGACACCAUCUCCCCCGAGAUCCAGGUCUUUGUGAAAAACCCGGAUGGUGGAAGCCACGCCUACGCCAUCCACCCACUUGACUUCGUCCUGAGCCUGAAGCAGCAGAUCGAAGAUAGGCAGGGCCUUCAAAGCCAGGAGCAGCAGCUGGAGUUCCAGGGCCGCGUCCUGGAAGACUGGUUUGACUUUAAAUCCUAUGGCAUCCAAGAUAGUAUCACGAUCAUCCUAUCCAGGAAGAGGGAGGGGAAAGCCCCAUCUGCGCCCAGCUAGCUUCCUCUGCCUCUUUUGCUAUCUCAUCCUAAAGUCAGCCUAGUCACCCCUCCUUCCGGUCCUCAGCCGGGAUGAUCCCAGCAGGGAGCCAGAAGGGAAUACUGCCAGACGCUCUUGUGUGACAAUGAAACUCUGCAGUCACCUGUGAAAUCACACCAGGACCUCUACGCUCUCAAGACUGGGUCAGUGAAUGGCCGUCCCACAAAUAAACUAUUCUCGCUUGUUCUUGGGAAGCCAAACGAUCUUCCUAACCAAUCAAAUGGACCCUGCUUCAGGUUGUUCCCCCACACACACCAGCAACCUCCAUCAGGUUGGAUCUGAAGCCUUCCCCUGUGCUCCCAACCACUUCUGCCUGCCUCAGCCUAUCCAAGGCAAGGUAGGGUAUCAAGUUCCUUUCAAAUGGAGAAUAAACAACCUUUGUUUCCUCCCAGAU